UUCAAUUCAUAGAUCAAUCCAUCCAAACGGUGCAGCAGUUCAAGUUGACAAGGAAGCGGAGGGUGCUUGGAAGAAGGCGAAGUGGUUGAUCAUCAAAAUGGGGAAUAGGUUUUAAUCUUCGAGUCAAGAGAACUACAAAAAAAAAAUGGCAGCAGAAUCAUCGGAGGGAGAAGAAGAUGCCGGCAAGGUUACCGGAGGAAACCAACUCCUACUCGUUGACGAUGACCUUAGAGAGAUGGGCAAGAAGGCCGCUUGGAGUGUCAGCUCCUUCAAGCCUGGCAAUGGCGUUUCUUCUCUUCGCGACAGCAACCUCGAAACCUAUUGGCAAUCCGACGGUGCUCAGCCUCACUGGGUCAAUAUUCAAUUUCAAAAAAAGGUCAAGCUACAAUUGGUUGUUCUUUAUGUGGAUUUCAAGCUUGACGAGAGUUAUACGCCAAGCAAAAUUUCCAUCCGUGCCGGUGAUGGCUUCCACAACUUGAAGGAGAUAAAAACUGUGGAGCUCAUCAAGCCAACCGGUUGGGUGUAUAUAUCAUUAUCUGGAGCUGAUCCUCGGGAAACUUUUGUCAACACUUUCAUGUUGCAAAUUGCUGUGCUGUCAAACCAUCUCAAUGGAAGGGAUACUCAUGUGCGGCAGAUCAAAGUUUAUGGACCUCGACCGAACCCUUUUCCGCACCAGCCGUUUCAAUUUACUUCUAGAGAGUUCAUCACCUACUCUUCUGUAAGAUGAGAAUCACCAUGAAGGAAUGUGAAAAGCCAACCUUUAAUUAGUCCGCGGUAGAUUGAAGCUGCUGGUCUUCUAUUGAUCAUAUUUUCUGAAAGCCUGAUGCCAGUUAACAAUGUGUCAAAAUCAUAUUUCAUUGUAAUAUUUAUCUCAUAUUUGGAUCAACAGGAAAUGCGGUUACUGCCUUUGUUUCUUGAGGCUGUCUGUAGCUUGUUCAGGUUUUACAAUGCUCUCUAGAAUAUGCGUUCUUCUA
Messenger RNA from Prosopis cineraria, 974 nucleotides. RefSeq names its product anaphase-promoting complex subunit 10. Gene Ontology annotation, cellular component: anaphase-promoting complex. The coding region runs from base 146 to 727 and encodes 193 amino acids. Lineage: Eukaryota; Viridiplantae; Streptophyta; Magnoliopsida; Fabales; Fabaceae. The transcript has 6 exons. The record is from RefSeq and is a predicted model, not a curated record. Gene Ontology annotation, biological process: protein K11-linked ubiquitination; anaphase-promoting complex-dependent catabolic process.